AUGCCCCCCACCAAGCCCGCCCCCCCCGCCGACCUCGCCACCCUCGCCCACACCCUCCUCACCACGGGCCCCGUCCGCACCCUCGCCGCCGCAUCCAAGCGCAUCCGCGUCCAGCUCGGCGGCCGCGUCGUCGCCGACUCCACCCGCGCCCUCUACGUCUGGGAGCACCCGUACUACCCGUACUACUACCUCCCCGCCGCCGACUUGGCGGAGGGGUCGUGGAAGGUCGUGAAAGAGGUGGAGGGGGGGAGGGCGAGGAUUUUGAGUUUGGGUGGGGGUGGGGACGGGGGUGAGGGCGGUACGACGGAGAGGGUUGUGGCGUUUGGGGAGGAUGUUGGGGGAGAGGCAGAGGGGGAGAAGAACGGCGGCCCGGUCGGCGGGGCGGGAAUCGCAAAGGAGGGCGGCGACGCCAUCAGGGCGCUGCGGGGGAUGGUGCGGAUCGAGUUCGGCGCGGCGGACGCGUGGUUCGAGGAGGACACGCGCAUCGACGUGCACCCCAAGGACCCGUUCAAGCGCGUCGACGUCGUGCUGUCGAUGCGGCCUGUGCGCGUUUUUGUGAAGGGAACGCUGGUCGCGCAUGCGACGUCGGCGUAUCACCUCUUCGAGACGGGGCUGCCGCCGCGGUACUACUUGCCGCCGACGAGCGUGGAUCCGGGCGUGCUGAGGCCGAGUGCGACCAAGACGAAGUGUCCGUAUAAGGGCGAGGCGGAGUAUUAUGACGUUGUGGUGGGGGAGGAGGUGGUCAAGGAUGUGGUGUGGUUUUAUCGGAAUCCGACGCAGGAGAGCGCGUUGAUUGUCGGGGCGCUGUGCUUUUAUAACGAGAAGGUGGAUAUCGAGUUGGAUGGGGAGAUGCUGGAGAGGCCGAAGACGCUGUUUGGGUGA
Diplodia corticola is the source of this 882-nucleotide messenger RNA. RefSeq lists its product as uncharacterized. Lineage: Eukaryota; Fungi; Ascomycota; Dothideomycetes; Botryosphaeriales; Botryosphaeriaceae. The record is from RefSeq and is a predicted model, not a curated record. The coding region runs from base 1 to 882 and encodes 293 amino acids. The transcript has a single exon.